GCGCUGCAGCUGGCCACCCUUCUGGCCGCCCUGAACCUUGCUCCCGCCGUGCUGGGCCCUGGCGGUAACUCGCCACCCUGCGUGCGGCUCGUGUUUGCCACCUGCUUUGUCUUUAUCGCCGGUGGCUCCGUGCGCCGCGUCCCGCGCUAUGGCCCACUCGCGCCCGCCCACCAUGACAUGCAGCCGGCGCUGCGGCGCCGCGCGGGCCGCAUCAUCACUGGCCUUUACAGCCAUUAUGCCCGCCGUCCACUGCCGGCCGCCGCAGCGCCACCUGAUCGCGACAGCGGCGCCGCCGCCGCCGCUUGA
Molecule: messenger RNA, 306 nt
Organism: Monoraphidium neglectum
Lineage: Eukaryota; Viridiplantae; Chlorophyta; Chlorophyceae; Sphaeropleales; Selenastraceae
Exons: 1
Source: RefSeq, a predicted model, not a curated record